This is a messenger RNA of Haemonchus placei, 1041 nucleotides long. The record is from the annotation of a GenBank genome assembly. Lineage: Eukaryota; Metazoa; Nematoda; Chromadorea; Rhabditida; Trichostrongylidae.
AUGGCAGCUCCCCAAUACCAACGCGUACAGUUCUUUGACAAAAUCCAUAAAAUUCCAACCCAACUUGCCCUGCAGAAGCUUUCGGAAAAGGUUAUAGAGCACAAGAAUAUGAAGAACGGCCACAAUGCGGAAGUAACAGUCUAUGAUCAUCUGGUCAGGCUUCCUGAGGGGAAAAUGGACAUUUUCAAGAUUUAUUACAUGAAGAAGUUCACCGAAUCCAAUCCGCUUAAAGGAUAUAUAAUCAUGGAGUAUAUUGAAGACCUAGUAUCAGUACAUUGCUAUGAAAUACUUACACCGGUUGAAGUGGAACAGAUUCUCCGCAACAAAGCCGUUCUUGAGGCGACCUCGCUAAAUUUCACAACAGAGGAAAAAAAUGAGUUCACAAAAACUUCCCUCGAGGAAUUUUAUGCAGAAUUCCUCUCAAAAGAGUCAGUGGAAAGUAUAAUGACCAUAUUCCGAAACUUCGAACGUGGCAAAUUCAAGGAAAAAGCUCUUCGUUUGGAGAAGAUUGUCUCAGACUUGAGUGACUUGUCAAGAGUGGAUUCACUUUCGGAAGAGUGUGGAAUGGAACGAGUUUUGUGCCAUGGAGACUUAUGGUCCAUGAAUACUCUCUGGAGGUUGAAAGAGAACGGGCUCUCUCUUGCAGCUCUCAUAGAUUAUCAGGCAGCUCACUUUGGAUGCGCUGGAACAGAUUUCGUGCGUUUAUUUGUCACAUGCCUGAGCGGAAAACACCGACGAGCCCAUUGGGAAGAACUCUUGGAAGUCUUCUACGGAUAUCUCCUAGAAGAACUUGGCGGUAGCAAAGUGCCAUAUACCCUCGAACAGCUCAAAGAGUCAUAUCGACGAUUCUUUCCGAUCGGUGGCUUCAUUGCAUUAACAUUGAUGGGAACGCUUUUUGAGAGCCUCUUCAAGUACUCAGACGAGGGACUGAGAAAAAAAUGUCUGGAGACAGUGUGUGAGAAAAUCGACUUCGUACUCGAUGAUAUUUUUUACUUUCAUGACCGGAACACCAGAAUACAGAAAGGAGAACAAGUUGCCUGA